AUGGGGGUCAAGGGUCUCACGCCACUGCUCGCGCGCUUUGCGCCUGCCAGCAUUUCAACAAUUUCGCCAUGUACACUGUCUGGCUGGACAUUGGCAGUCGACACGAGCAUUUUCAUCCAGCGCUUCUUCCGCAGCCCUUCGCCGUCACCGCAAUCACGGCACAUCCAGGGCAUCUACGACCUGGCCACAUAUAUGCAUUCGCUAGAUAUCACCCCUAUAUUUAUAUUUGAUGGUGCCACACGCGCGCGCGGCAAAGAGCGCGAGCUCCAGAAGCGCCGCCAGGACCGCAUCCGCCUGCAGCAGGAGUACGAGCGCGCGCAGGCACGGCAGCAGCGCAUCCGCACCAUGCAGGAAAUCGGCAUUGCGGUUCUGGAGGACAUGCCGGGCGAAAUCUCGGCGGAAUCAUGGGAGAAAUCACGGGCGGUGGAGUGGCUACAAGAGGGGCUUGCAAGGGAGAUAAUGGCUGGACAUACGGUGGAUGCACGCUUGGAUGUGCUGGAGCAGGAGGCUGCCAAAACAAUGCUGUUCCAGAUGGGCGACUCGGCAGUUUCUGCCGAUGAUCUGCCCGAGCACAAUGCGCUGGAGCUGCUGGCUCAGCUUUCGAGCGAACGGCUCGAUGUGCUGGCACGGCGUGCCGAGCCGCUAACAAGACAGCACGUUGAUGAGUGCCGGCAGCUGGUGCGGGCGCUCGGCUAUGCUGCAUAUACGGUGGAGGACGCGGAGAGCGAGAGCAUGUGUGCGGCGCUGGUAAAGGGCGGCGUGGCCGACGCUGUGUGUACUGAGGACCUGGACGUGCUGGCGUUUGGUGGCCGCCUGGUGCGCAGCUUCUAUACGCCUGGCCAGGACGUGCUAGUGAUGGAUGUGCAGCAGGCAAUUGCCGGGCUGGGACUCAAAGAUAUGCACCAGUUCCGCGACCUAUGUAUUCUGUGUGGCACGGAUUUUGCGUCGACACUGGAGCGUGUCGGCCCGGUCACGGCGCUGAAGCUCAUUAAAAAGUUCGGCACCAUCGAGCAGAUCCUGGAGUCGGGCACCUACCGACAGCGCGACGGCUUUGAUUACCAGCUGGCGCGGGAGAUCUUUGGGAGAAAUGUCAAGCUGCCGUUCAGCACCAGGGAGGAGGUCCGUCCGCGGUCGGCAGACCGAGCCGAGCUGGACCGCCUGCAGAGGCUGUUUGGCGUGCGCCUGCUGGCGGGCCAGGCCGCUGGGCUGGAUCCGUUUGCGGCUGGUGCACUGUUCUAG
Molecule: messenger RNA, 1239 nt
Organism: Linderina pennispora
Lineage: Eukaryota; Fungi; Kickxellomycota; Kickxellomycetes; Kickxellales; Kickxellaceae
Product: PIN domain-like protein
Exons: 1
Coding region: 1-1239 (412 amino acids)
Cellular component (GO): cytoplasm; nucleus
Molecular function (GO): 5'-flap endonuclease activity; DNA binding; 5'-3' exonuclease activity
Source: RefSeq, a predicted model, not a curated record